UUUAAGUCUAUCUCAAUCACUUCUAAACAAUUGAACGUAUUCGUAUAUAUUCUAAUACUUUUUAAAAAAAAAAUACAUUGGUUGAUAUAAUUUUUGUAAAAUUUUUGCAAAAUUAAUUUAAAUAUCUAAAAUGAAACUUAUUAUUUCUGUAAUUUUAUUUGCUUUAUGUUUUGUAAUACAUGACAGCAUGGCACAUCCAGCAAUUGAAAAGUAUCAAGGGUAUGAAUUAACUCUACACUCACAACAACAGAACGAACUUUUUCCUGGAGUAUCGAAAGCUAUAGAGGAUUGCAUCAAAUUGGAUUUUGAUCUCGUGGUGAAAAAUAAUAUUUUUUCAAGAUUAAAGUCAGUCGAUCGCUUCUCAUGUAAAGGCUACAGACAUAAGUUUAAUGAAUUAGUAUUGGCACUUUUUGCAUGUGUUGAAAAAAAUGAGCAAGGUGGAUACUCCUGCAGAAAGGAACUGCCUUCGGAUUUCAAUGACUUUAAUUUUCAUCAAGGCAAUUACACAGACAUGAUGUUUUUCAAACGUUAAUCCAACUAGAGUUGGGAGUAAAAAUUUCCGAGUUAAAAAUUGAUUCUAAAAAGGAGUUACUGUUUACGUUACCUUUUAAUGGAGUGGAUUUUUAACUCGUAUUAUUUUUACUAUUUUUUACUUUUACUCCAAAAAGCGUGCGACUUUUAUAGAAUCUUCCAGGGAGAUAAAGUUUCUCCCUUUAUUAUUUGUUAAGUCAAUUGACCGUCGCAAUUAUGAGUAAAAGAAACUGUUUUAUUCAAUUUGAAACAUAAACGAAUAUUAUAAAAA
Leptopilina heterotoma is the source of this 802-nucleotide messenger RNA. RefSeq lists its product as uncharacterized. The transcript is spliced from 4 exons. Lineage: Eukaryota; Metazoa; Arthropoda; Insecta; Hymenoptera; Figitidae. Bases 131 to 532 code for a protein of 133 amino acids. The record is from RefSeq and is a predicted model, not a curated record.